AUGUCCCACAAGACCAAUGCCCCGCUUGAGAAGGUGGAGGCCCUUCCUCCUCCAAACCUUGACUUCUUGAAGGAAGAGGACUUUGCGCUGGAAGAAGAGGAGGUGGAUGAGAUAUUGGCGAUGGCUGAGGAUAUGAACCAGUCGAGGGGUGGCGCAAUACACAAGUCGGGCUUCGGCAAAGACAACGCUCGGUGGGAACCUGGACAAACCGUCCGAUCCUCGCUGAAGGAAGAUGACGAUCCACAUGUCGCGAACCUGUUAUCGCAGACUAAAGACGCCGUCGUACUGAACACGCAAGACGAAGAGGAGGAUUCGGAUCUCUCCCAGAGGUUAGUGAGACUGAAAAAGAACGCGCCAUCAUACGUGUCACCUCCAGCUACUGCGAAGAUUGGAAACGCCCUUGGUCCGCCUCCAUCACUACCUUUCGCUGACCCGGAAGACGAAAUAGCAACGUGGUGUUCCGUCUGCAUCGAAGACGCCGCCAUUAGAUGCCAUGGCUGCGACGACGACCUAUACUGCGAAGAGUGCUUCUUGGAGGGACAUCGAGGACCUGGCGCAGGGUACCAAGAGAAGCGGCAUAAAUGGGACAAAUAUGUAAAUCCGCUAAAGAAAGGAGGAAGGCGGAGGUCCAGUUAG
Messenger RNA from Saitoella complicata NRRL Y-17804, 636 nucleotides. RefSeq lists its product as uncharacterized. The transcript is spliced from 2 exons. NCBI's taxonomy places the organism in Eukaryota, Fungi, Ascomycota, Saitoellomycetes, Saitoellales, Saitoellaceae. The record is from RefSeq and is a predicted model, not a curated record. The coding region runs from base 1 to 636 and encodes 211 amino acids.